Molecule: messenger RNA, 1054 nt
Organism: Erigeron canadensis
Lineage: Eukaryota; Viridiplantae; Streptophyta; Magnoliopsida; Asterales; Asteraceae
Product: ras-related protein RABE1c
Exons: 9
Coding region: 190-840 (216 amino acids)
Biological process (GO): regulation of exocytosis; protein secretion
Cellular component (GO): plasma membrane
Molecular function (GO): GTP binding; GTPase activity
Source: RefSeq, a predicted model, not a curated record
AAUUCAGUAGAAAAUAUUGAAGGAAUGAGCGACCACUUGAGGCUGCUUCUCUCAAUAUUGAGUUAAUAAAAAUAAUAGAUCUAUUUUCCUUUUGUAAUCUUCUGAGUUAGAAGAAGAAGAAGAAGAAGAAAGGAUUAAAAGAAGCGAGAGCUAGGUUGUUUUUUUGUUACAUUUAAUUAAUUACAAAAAAUGGCUGCUCCACCUGUUAGGGCUCGAGCAGAUUACGAUUAUCUCGUUAAGCUUCUCUUAAUCGGCGAUAGCGGUGUGGGUAAGAGUUGUCUUCUUUUGCGAUUCUCAGACGGUUCAUUCACUACUAGCUUCAUUACCACCAUAGGAAUUGAUUUUAAGAUAAGGACCAUUGAGCUUGAUGGAAAACGAAUCAAGCUGCAAAUUUGGGACACUGCUGGUCAGGAACGGUUCAGGACGAUCACAACCGCUUAUUACCGUGGAGCCAUGGGUAUCCUGCUGGUGUAUGAUGUAACUGAUGAAUCAUCAUUUAAUAAUAUCAGGAAUUGGAUUCGUAACAUAGAACAGCAUGCUUCUGACAAUGUAAACAAGAUACUGGUGGGAAACAAGGCCGACAUGGACGAAAGCAAACGGGCUGUUCCCACAGCGAAGGGUCAGGCACUUGCUGAUGAAUAUGGCAUCAAAUUCUUUGAGACUAGUGCUAAAACAAACAUGAAUGUGGAGGAGGUCUUCUUCUCUAUAGCUAGGGAUAUAAGGCAAAGUCGUGCCGAAACUGAUACAAAGGCUGAGCCACAAACUAUCAAGAUUAUCCAACAAGGCCAGGCUGGUGGGUCUUCUGAAGGUUCUCAAAAAUCAGCAUGUUGUGGGUCUUGAUCGUAAAAUAUAUUGGUCAGUCACAUUGACAAAAAGAAGGCAAAGGUUCAACUUUCAGCUUCGACAUAAACAUCAAUAGGAUAUACUAAUCUUGUUAUGACAACUUAAAAAGUUGCUUCUGUUUUUUUUCAUCGGCUAUUAAUAUUUGCCAAGCUGUUUCAAAAGUUGGUUACUAUUAUCAGAAUUCAAUCAAUACAUCUUCCUUCAUUUUCCA